Scophthalmus maximus (turbot) is the source of this 1473-nucleotide messenger RNA. RefSeq names its product NADH:ubiquinone oxidoreductase complex assembly factor 1 (gene ndufaf1). Gene Ontology annotation, cellular component: mitochondrion. Lineage: Eukaryota; Metazoa; Chordata; Actinopteri; Pleuronectiformes; Scophthalmidae. The transcript has 5 exons. Bases 356 to 1324 code for a protein of 322 amino acids. The record is from RefSeq and is a predicted model, not a curated record. Gene Ontology annotation, biological process: mitochondrial electron transport, NADH to ubiquinone; mitochondrial respiratory chain complex I assembly.
AUAUGGAAAGUGAGUGUACCGGUCAGGACAGCAAUCGUAGGUGCACUGAAGCUGCAUUCAAGGUCCGUGACGAUUAAAGCGUCAACCGUUGUUAUUCGCAACUCUGUGUUCGGUUUCCGUGUGAGCGUGCGCUGAACGCAACCCCCUCACCCGGGUACUUCGCUUGAGUUUCCGGUGUAUCGCCAGACAACCUUGGAUUUGUAGGCGAGUGUAAGAGAGCAAGUUUUUUUUCUCUUGUUCGCAUUUUACAACAUCGCUGUAAAGAGAUGCCUUCACGGUGCGGUGGAGUUUAAAGCCGAGCAGUCCGGUAACAACACGACCAGAACAAAAACGUGAAACACAACCCCACUUUCCUAUGCGAUGUAUCCCAGCAGCAAUCAUCCAGAUCAACGCUGAAAUGUCGCUGAACAAGAUCGCACGUCUCCCUUCAGCGAGGCUGCUGAGCUCCAUCCACCAGCAGCACCAGCCGCCGCUGCUCCACCACCCCUCCAUCACCCCUCUCACUGUGCCCAGGAGAGAUGUGACCCAGGGUGGAUACAGGCGGCCCGGGCAGCCCACAGAAGACAAAUUUCCAUGGGAGAAGAUCCAUUUUGACUUCGCCAAGGGUUUGGAAGGUAUAAAGAAGCAUUUCACGCUGAUGAAAAACGAGUUUUCUGAACGCUUGCUGGUCGGUCCAAAGGGAAAACCGCUUCUCGUGCACAUGCUGGAGCAAAACAACGUGAUAUGGGAGUUCCGAGGUCCGGAGAGCCUGGAGCAGUGGACAGUGUCGUCGGAUCGCGAGAUCGGAGGCCAAAGCGAGGUUUACUUGAAGAUGGGCAAAAACAACACGUGUUUUCUGUACGGGAACCUGAGCUCAACCACACCGAGGGACGGAGAAACGCGCUACAGUGGCUACUGCAGCAUGCGUUCGAAACAGCCACUGACCGCGUUUGACAGGAGGAACUACCACGACUGGUCCAGUUUCAACACCCUGCAUUUGCGGAUACGUGGCGACGGCCGUCCGUGGAUGAUCAACCUCGCGCCGGACAUGUACUUCACUCACAACAAAGAGGACAUUUACAGUUACUUCCUGUACACCAGGGGAGGGCCCUACUGGCAAGACGUCAAGAUACCUUUCUCCAAGUUCUUCCUCUCAUCUCGUGGGAGGAUACAAGAUGACCAGCAUCCUCUCUGGCUGGACAAGGUCAACACCGUCGGAUUCACCUUGGGAGAUAAAGUAGACGGUCCGUUCCAGCUGGAGAUUGAUUUCAUCGGCAUCUCUAAAGAUUACGCACACACCGAGGAGUUUGCCUACGAGGUGUACAAGAGGAAUCCCGAAGUUUGACCGUAACUAUGAGGAUGCUGGAGAUGAACUUUCAUUAAAUUAAGAGCUUAACGCUUCUGUCAAAUAAUAAGAAUGCACCACCUUCUUGCAUCUUGGGUUCUUCCCUGGGUCGUGACCCCAACCCCUCCAUAAAACUUCAAUGGAAAUCA